AUGGAAGUUGUUUCCGUGGAAGCCGAUGACUUGGAAAUCGUUGACAAAAAAAGACCCAAAAAUAUCGUGCUUAAAGUCACCAAAAUUAUCCUUCUGGACAUCGUUCUGUUAGUUUUUUACUUCUUCCCAGUCAUCAUUUUUUACGUUUGGCGCCAAAAAGUUGGAUUUCGCACCGGAUUCUUCUGCAACGAUAAUUCCAUCCGAUAUCCGUACGUGAAGUCUCGCAUCAGUCAAGGCAAUAUCGCAGCACAAUCAUUACUCGUAGCACCUGUCAUCUUAAUUUUCUCGGAAAUUCUCAUUCAAUUUCGCAAUAAACGACAAUGGAGUGUCAUUUACGCACGAAUCACAAAAUAUUUCCACGGAUUCUUCAUUUGCAUGUCGUUUACGUACGUGCCAAAGCUCUUUCGUGGCACACUGAGACCACAUUUCAUGGAUGUUUGUGUACCAAAUGUGGAUUGCAGUGCACCUGAGAAUCAAUUGAGAUUUAUCGAAGACUACGAAUGUACGGGAGAGAACAAUUCUAUCGAUGUUUUCAUGUCAUUUCCGAGCGUUCAUUCAGCAGCAGCAUCGUUCAUUGCGAUUUAUUUGAUUUUUUACUUUGGCACGCGUGUGAAACAGAUUAAAGUGAGAUUAUGUUUGCAAUUUUUAUUGCUAAUCUACGCUUACUCGAUUGGGUUAUCGAGAAUUGCGGAACAUUAUCAUCACACGAGUGAUGUCAUUGCGGGAGCGGCGAUCGGAGGAUUAAGUGCUUUUGCUUCCGCGAAAUAUUUCGAAAAUUUUUUUGAAAUUCCGUGA
This is a messenger RNA of Culicoides brevitarsis, 795 nucleotides long. RefSeq names its product putative phosphatidate phosphatase. The coding region runs from base 1 to 795 and encodes 264 amino acids. The transcript has a single exon. Gene Ontology annotation, molecular function: phosphatidate phosphatase activity. Gene Ontology annotation, biological process: phospholipid dephosphorylation; phospholipid metabolic process; signal transduction. Lineage: Eukaryota; Metazoa; Arthropoda; Insecta; Diptera; Ceratopogonidae. Gene Ontology annotation, cellular component: plasma membrane. The record is from RefSeq and is a predicted model, not a curated record.